AUGGAUGUUUCGAGGACGAAAGGGAAGAAAAACGUGCUGAUGAAGGCCUGGGAAAGAUGCAGGUCGCUGGGGAAUACAGCAGGCAAGAAACCAUCAGAUACUCCAUCUCCAUUGAUGAGAAAGAGCAAAUCAUGUCAUGUUUUCCCAACCAUUGAAGAAGACGAAGACAGAAAACAGAAGAAGAAGAAGAAGGACAAGUGCUUUGGUGUAGAUCCGGAAGGUUGUUUUUCAGUCUACGUGGGACCCCAGAGGCAAAGGUUCGUGAUCAAGACACGGAUGGUGAAUCAUCCAUUGUUCAAGUUGUUGCUUGAAGAUGCCGAGCUCGAAUAUGGGUUCGGCGGUGAAGGUCCUCUUCUUCUUCCUUGCGACGUCGACUUGUUUUAUAGAGUUUUGGCAGAGAUUGAUGAUAAUGGAGAUGGAGAGAUGAGUCGUUUUGUUUGCGGAUUUGGUUAUAGUCCUUGUCGUAAUCGUUCAAGAAGCAUCAAUAAAGGAUAUGGAUCGUAUAAGCUUCUUUAUUCAUCUCCCAUGAUUAAAUUGAAUAGUAAUUAA
Molecule: messenger RNA, 549 nt
Organism: Hibiscus syriacus
Lineage: Eukaryota; Viridiplantae; Streptophyta; Magnoliopsida; Malvales; Malvaceae
Exons: 1
Coding region: 1-549 (182 amino acids)
Biological process (GO): response to auxin
Source: RefSeq, a predicted model, not a curated record